Cicer arietinum (chickpea) is the source of this 1195-nucleotide messenger RNA. Its product is annotated as thioredoxin-like 2, chloroplastic. Gene Ontology annotation, biological process: cell redox homeostasis. The record is from RefSeq and is a predicted model, not a curated record. Gene Ontology annotation, cellular component: chloroplast. NCBI's taxonomy places the organism in Eukaryota, Viridiplantae, Streptophyta, Magnoliopsida, Fabales, Fabaceae.
GUUGAGGAAAAAAUGAAAAGACAUAAGGAAGAGUAGAGUGGGUGAGAGUCCGAGAAGCAUUUAGUUCACACGAUGUAUCUUGGUUCUCUGAAAAUAAAUUCCCUAUCUAUCCACUCUUAACUCAUCAUCAUCAUCAUCAUCAUCUAUGUAAUUAUUCAACUCUUGUAUCACAAUCCCAACUCCUUCUGUUGCUGUGUAAAUGGCACAUACUCAUAUUCGAUUACAAUUUCAAUUUCAAUUUCAAUCCCUCCGUCUCUCUUCUCCCUCUUUCUUCACUACUCUCCCUCCCAACAACCUUCUCUCUCUCCCUCCCUAUUCUUCUUCUCCACCCCAUUUCACACUCUCAAAACAUCAACACUUGCUUCCUUUCAAGGUAUGUGCAACUAUUUCUGAAACUGGUCAGCCAAAAUGGUGGGAAAAGAAUGCACCAAACAUGAUUGACAUUCACUCCACACAAGAAUUUCUUAAUGCUCUGAGUCAAGCUGGGGAUAGACUAGUUAUUGUUGAUUUUUAUGGGACUUGGUGUGCUUCUUGCCGAGGAUUAUACCCCAAGCUAUGCAGAACAGCUGAAGAACACCCUGAAAUUCUUUUCCUGAAAGUAAAUUUUGAUGAGAAUAAGCCAAUGUGCAAAAGUCUAAAUGUUAAAGUACUUCCUUACUUCCACUUUUAUAGAGGAGCUGAAGGGCAGCUGGAAUCAUUUUCAUGUUCACUUGCCAAGUUUCAAAAAAUAAAGGACGCCAUCAAAACACAUAACACAGCUCGAUGUAGCAUCGGUCCUCCAAAGGGAAUUGGUGAUUUGCUUCUUGAACCUUCCUCUGCUCCCAAGGAUAAACCACCAGAAUCUGUUUAAUUUUCUUACUACCUUCAUCCAUGCAUAUGUAGCUUAUAUGUUUGUAACCGAUUUGGAAGCUGUGGUCCAGAAAGACUUAUGAUGUUAAGGUUAUGUGUAAUUUGUAUAUUUACCCUUCUUUUUUUCCUCCUGUUUUAGAAGGAUAUUAAGCAGAAUUUGUCUAUUCUGUUUCAUUCUUGAUCAUUCAUUAGCUGAUUGUAAUCAUGUACUUGAAAACUUCAGAGAAAAUGACAGACAUGUUAGGUCUUAAGUUGUAUUUAUUUGUGCAUCUGUAAGCUGAAUACCACUUGUUAUGGUUUCAUUCUUUCGCUAAUUCAGUAGUCAGACAGUCAAAGAAGUUAUUAA